GCGGAGUCAGGCGCGAGCGCUCGCUGUGAAGAGCUGUAGUGCGGAGCAAAUGUCCUGUGUAUGUUUCAACUCUGGAGUAAUUUCAGACUUCUCUAAAUAAGCAUGUCUCACGCCGAAGUCGAGUUCGCUGGACGUGGUUUUCCUGGUUUACCUGUUGAGUUGGAGGAGGACUGUCUCUCCAGAGUGCCAAUGCUGCGGACACACUCCCUGAACGCCAGGAGGAACUCAUACGUGCUUCAUAAACUCAGCGUGGAUAUUGACCCGCAAAUCUACAACGAGACACUUUCCAAAGCGCUGUCGUGGUCCACUGAAAACAUAUUGUUAUCAGAGAGAAGAGUUGCUGAAAAUAAAACAGACCCUCCAUCUCCAAGUUCUCCAUCUCCAGUCUCCAGCCCGGAGUCUUCAACCCCCAGCGCCAGCUCAGCACCUCCAGAGGACUGGACAAGCUCCGUCCAGACCCCUCUGUCCCCUGUCGCCCAGGAUGCCAGCUCAGACUCCGACAAUGAGGGCUCCAAAGUUGAGAAUGUGGCACCACGACGCCCAUUUGUAAGCAGACUGGAGCAGGACGAGAAAGAGGACAUUGAGACCAAAGCGGUGGCCACCUCACCGGAUGGAAGAUAUCUGAAGUUCAACAUUGAAAUUGGGAGAGGGUCGUUCAAGACGGUCUACAAGGGGUUGGACACAGAGACCACGGUGGAGGUGGCAUGGUGUGAGUUACAGACUCGCAAACUGACCAAAGUGGAGCGCCAGCGCUUCAGCGAAGAGGUUGAGAUGCUCAAGGGUCUUCAGCACCCAAACAUUGUGCGCUUUUACGACUCCUGGAAGUCCACUGUGAAAGGUCACAAGUGCAUCCUUCUGGUCACUGAGCUCAUGACCUCUGGCACCCUCAAAACGUAUCUAAAGCGUUUCAAAGAGAUGAAACCAAAGCUCCUACAGAGGUGGAGUCGUCAGAUCCUUAAAGGACUUCACUUCCUGCACACGCGGACCCCUCCCAUCAUUCACAGGGACUUGAAAUGUGACAAUAUCUUCAUCACGGGCCCCACAGGAAGUGUGAAGAUCGGGGACCUUGGACUGGCCACACUCAAGAGGGCAAGCUUUGCCAAGAGCGUAAUAGGAACACCAGAGUUCAUGGCUCCAGAAAUGUAUGAGGAGAAGUACGACGAAGCAGUGGACGUCUAUGCAUUUGGCAUGUGCAUCUUGGAGAUGACCACGUCAGAAUACCCUUACUCUGAGUGCCAAAACGCUGCGCAGAUUUACCGCAAAGUUACCAGCGGUAUAAAGCCCGACAGUUUCUACAAAGUGAAAGUUCCAGAGUUAAAGGAAAUCAUUGAAGGCUGUAUCCGCAUGAACAAAGAUGAAAGAUACACCAUCCAGGACCUGCUGGAGCACACGUUCUUCCAGGAGCACAAUGGCGUUUACGUUGAAUUGGCUGAGGAAGAUGAUAUGGUCAAAUCCAGCCUGAAGCUCUGGCUUCGCAUGGACGGCACCAAGAAGCUCCACGGAAAGUACAAGGACAACAACGCCAUUGAGUUCCUGUUCGAGCUUUACAAAGACGUGCCAGAGGAGGUGGCGCAGGAGAUGGUGGUUCUGGGGUUUGUAUGUGAGGCCGACUACAAGCUGGUCGCCAAGGCCAUGCGAGACCGCGUUACAGCCAUCAAACGUCAGCGAGAAAAACACCGUCGGCUAGCAGAGGAGCAGCAGCGGAAGAAGAAGGAGGAAGUUAUUGAGGAAGAGUCUGAGCUGCCAUCGCCCAGAUCCAACGUUCAAAUAUCUGAAAACCCCGCCCCUUCUCCUGUGCAGAUCCCGCCCACUCCUGUAAUCCCAGAACCCAUGUGCUCUCCCAUUACUGGCUCAUCGGAUUCUGGGAUUAACGGCAGAUUCCCACCAGAGCCAGAGGAACCAGAGGCCGAUCAACACUUCCACAUCCACCAUACAAGCUGCUCCUCAGCAACCUCUGACUGUGAGACUGAUGGAUAUCUCAGUCCCUCUGGCUUACAGGAUGUUACCGAAGCUUCAAAUGGCACCGUCAGCUGCUCUCCAAUCCUCCUCCCCCAACAGGCCACACCCACAGAGGCCACGCCCACCAUCACUCCACCAAUCCUGGCUCUCCGUUUCCCCUCAAGUAUUGCCGUGUCUAGUAAAACCGAGAGAGGACCGCUUAGCCCUUUCUCCUCACCCGUGGACAGUUAUGCUUCAGAUGUGACCUCAGGCUUGAGCGAUGGCUACGAUGGACUGUCAGACAGAGGGAGUAAGUUUGCUGAAAGACGGACAACAGGGAAACUGUUUAGGAGGAGAAUGAGGUCUCGUCUGCGCAUUACAGGGGUGUCUGAUAAAGUGGACCGGGUAGUUGAGUGUCAGCUACAGACCCAUAACGAUAAGAUGGUCACGUUCAAAUUCGACCUGGAUGGCGACAACCCUGAAGACAUUGCUGCGGUAAUGGUGCAUAAUGAGUUCAUCCUGCCCUCGGAGAAGGAAGGUUUCAUUCACCGCAUCGGUGACAUCAUUAAGCGAGCAGAGUCUAUGAUGAGGAAGGACUCAUCGGGUCACCAUGAAAGCUACGGAGUCGCCCGUCCCUCGUAUAUAAAUGCCGUCCACUCACUCUCUGGUUCUCAGGUGAGCCUGCAACCAAACCUUCACAGUCUGGCACAAGCUCAUUCCUCUUCCUCACUACCAGCAGAGUUUGGUCUGGGCGCCGGGGCAAGAGCCUCUCCUCCGGGAGCCGCUGGAGACAUUACCUCAUCCACACGUCCACUCUUACGUUCACAGUCUUUCCAUAAUGCCCCAGCCAAACCUUCACAGUCUGGCACAAGCUCAUUCCUCUUCCUCACUACCAGCACCUUUUUCACGCAUAUACAUGUGGGUUUUCCAGCAGAGUUUGGUCUGGGCGCCGGGGCAAGAGCCUCUCCUCCGGGAGCCGCUGGAGACAUUACCUCAUCCACACGUCCACUCUUACGUUCACAGUCUUUCCAUAAUGCCCCAGCAAUUAUCUUCAUCCGACAAAAAUUACCAGCAGCAUCCGUUACAAUGGGAGCUUUACAAGCCAAUGCACAGCUGGUUUUUAUUUUCCUUAAUGUCAGACUCGCUGGCUUCAUCGAUCGUUCACUGGGGCUGUUGACGUUCUCCUCAUCCUCAUCACGUCCCAUCAGCUUCAGUCUAUCCUCCUGA
Molecule: messenger RNA, 3165 nt
Organism: Sinocyclocheilus rhinocerous
Lineage: Eukaryota; Metazoa; Chordata; Actinopteri; Cypriniformes; Cyprinidae
Gene: wnk4a
Product: WNK lysine deficient protein kinase 4a
Exons: 19
Coding region: 103-3165 (1020 amino acids)
Biological process (GO): protein phosphorylation
Molecular function (GO): ATP binding; protein serine/threonine kinase activity
Source: RefSeq, a predicted model, not a curated record